Phasianus colchicus (ring-necked pheasant) is the source of this 4108-nucleotide messenger RNA. It is a transcript of the gene ARHGAP1, whose product is annotated as Rho GTPase activating protein 1. Gene Ontology annotation, biological process: negative regulation of endocytic recycling; small GTPase-mediated signal transduction. The record is from RefSeq and is a predicted model, not a curated record. Gene Ontology annotation, cellular component: cytoplasm. Gene Ontology annotation, molecular function: GTPase activator activity. Lineage: Eukaryota; Metazoa; Chordata; Aves; Galliformes; Phasianidae.
CGGCGACGGGCAGCGCUUCCGGCGGGAGGCGGAUGCCGGAGGGGCCUGGCGGGCGGGCCGGGCCGGACCGGGCCGGGAGGGGACCGCAGACUUUGUUCUAGACGCUGCUAAAUAAAUUGCAAUACUUGGAGACCAUGGCUGCAGACCCACUCUCAGAGCUUCAGGAUGACCUGAACUUGGACGAUACCAACCAGUCCCUCAGCCAACUCAAACUGGCCUCCAUAGAUGAUAAGAACUGGCCGGCAGAUGAAGACCCUGCUUUUCCCAAAUCAGAGGACUCCAAAGGCUCCCCUGAGGCUGUCACUCACCUGCGGUGGGACGAUCCCUACUACGAUAUCGCCAGGCACCACAUUGUGGAAGUAGCAGGUGAUGACAAGUAUGGGAGGAAAGUCAUUUUGUUCAGUGCCUGUCGGAUGCCCCCAAGUCAUCAGCUCGACCAUGUGAAACUGCUGGGGUACCUGAAAUUCACACUGGACCAGUAUGUGGAAAGUGAUUACACACUGGUGUAUCUACACCAUGGCCUGACUAGUGAGAACAAGCCAUCCCUGAGCUGGCUGCGGGAUGCCUACAGGGAAUUUGAUCGCAAGUACAAGAAGAACAUCAAAGCCUUGUAUAUUGUGCAUCCAACCAUGUUCAUCAAGACCCUUCUGAUUCUCUUCAAGCCUCUGAUCAGCUUUAAGUUUGGACGAAAGAUUUUUUAUGUGAACUUCCUUAGUGAGCUGGAGGAGUAUGUGAAGCUGGAACAGUUGGGAAUCCCAAGUCAAGUGCUGAAAUAUGAUGAAUAUCUCAGAUCCCUCCAGAAACCUUCACAAGUGCCCCAGAAGCCAAUGCCUCCACGCCCACCACUGCCAAACCAGCAGUUUGGAGUCUCGCUCCAACAUCUCCGGGAGAAGAGCCCUGAUCAGUCUCCUGUUCCCCUGGUGGUCAGAGAGACCAUUGCUCAUUUGCAGGAGCAUGCUCUCACAACAGAAGGGAUUUUCCGGAGAUCAGCAAACACACAGGUUGUCAGGGAGGUCCAGCAAAAAUACAACACGGGUGUGCCGGUAGAUUUCCAGCAGUAUGAAGAUGUCCAUCUCCCUGCUGUGAUUCUCAAGACCUUCUUGAGAGAGCUGCCUGAGCCCCUCCUCACUUUUGGCCUCUACAGCCAUGUUGUCGGCUUCCAGAGUGUGGAAGAAGUGAAUCGUGUGGAUGUCGUUCGCAAAACACUCCAAAAUCUGCCAGAAGAAAACUACCAUGUGCUCCGUUUCCUGACAGCCUUUCUGGUACAGGUAUCUGCUCACAGUGACAGAAACAAGAUGACAAACACCAACCUGGCAGUUGUGUUUGGCCCAAAUCUGCUGUGGGCCAAAGAUGUUGCCAUCACCCUAAAAGCCAUCAACCCAAUCAAUACCUUUACCAAGUUCCUGCUGGAUCACCAGAAGGAGCUCUUUGAGGAUGUGGAGGCCUGAUUCCCGGCCAGCCCACACCAGCACACUGUGCCCACCUUCCCACCUUUCCCACCUUGUCUUGGGGCUGUGACCAAGCUGCCUCCAGUACAAAGGGACUGUUGAUCUCCUGGGUGAUGAGCAGAAUGAGGGCUGUGGAGAUGGUGGUGAAAGUGUAAGUAAGCAGGAGACCUGCUGCUCCAGAUGGGGAUGGGAGCUGGUCUCCCAGCUACUGUGUGGAGUCCUGCCCCACCUGCUAGUCUGUGCAGCUUCUCCAGGGCUCAUCACCAGCCUGUUGCCCUAUAAGAUGACCAGCCAUCCUUUCCUCCUUCCCUCACAUAUGGUUUUUCUGUCCUCCUAUCCCUUCCCUUCUUCAGCAAAGAUCUUUUUUUUUUUUUUUUUUUUUUUUGUUUAGACUCCCAACAGCCCCAUCUCACUCCCCUUGUUUCAACUGGGCUAUCAGGGCUCGGGCAAGACUCGCUCGGUUUGUGACAGAGAUGUUCUUGCUGUAGGUGCCAUUUUUCUGCACUAAACAUGCAUUCUGCCUUUCCCCAGAGGCAUCGGAAACACUGAAUGGAGCAGGCAGCCCUUGUGCUUCAGGUACUUGUCCUGUACUUGCAAACACCACUUUAGCCACAAGUUUUUGGCAGGCAAGCGAAGGAUAGGUUCCACAGCACAUGGGCUGUAUAGACCUGCCAGACUGCAACACACAGAAGCUCAAUUUAGCCCAAGCCUCUCUGGGGUCAGCCACUCCAGCUACUCUUCAGCUUUUGCUGGGGUGAGGUUCAUCCUGUAGUUAUCCAGCUCAGGUGUUUCUGUCCCUCCAGCAGUAUUUCCAGCCUGGCUUGGAAGGCGCAUGUCAGACCUGGCUGUGCAUGGGUUCUGGCUGGGGUCCUUUCACAGAUGGGAAUCUGAAUUGCAAGGAGAAAGCGCCCUCGUGGCCCAGGACUGCUGAAACUAUGAAGAUCACUGCCUUUCCCUCUGGCAGCAACACGAGGCCUCUUCUACUCCUUCAGGCACGUGCAUCUGUGCUGACAGACACAGACUGCCUUGGUUGUUUCUCCUCUUCAGUUUGAGCAGAACUUUCUCUAGCACAAUGUAACAGUGAGUGUGGCCUUAGGGGAAGGUCUAGGGACUGGGGCUAACCCUUACUCUGGAGUGUACCAGGCCUGGUUUACAAGUUUCUGCCCAGGUGCUGACCACUCGUGUGCCAAAGCUGUGAGGGAACAGCUAUUCCUUGCAGUGGGCAUCGCCUUCUCUCUUCCUCAGUUCCUUUGCCUUCCAUCCUUUCAUGGAAGCCUCAUCUGGUGUAUUCUGUAUGUUCUGGGCAUGCCUGGAGAAAUCAGAUUGUCUGCAAGGCAGGCUUAGGGCUGGAUGUGCCUGAUGCCUUCCCAAAGCAGUGCAUCACUGUUGGUUUGGGGUUGUAGCAUGCAGGUCACUUAGAGCUAGAAGAGAUCCCUCUCCUUAGCCUGGGCCUGAUGGGGUUCGUGAGGAGCUUCUAGCCUUAUUUCUCUGGUGUGUUAUACCUUUAUCUCUUGCGCCCUGCAUGCCUUGGCCAGUCCUGCUUUGUGCUGUAUUUGGCGACAGGGCAAGCGUUUUGGACCAAACAGAACUCAUUUUAUUAAAAGCUACUGGAUGCUAAAUAGAAUUUACUUUUUUGUAGCAUUUUAGCCUGAUCAAAAGUUGUUGCCCCAGUUGUAAUCAAAAUAAGUGACAUCUGCUGCAGGGAUGAUAGAAGUUGCCGUUCCUGCUACACUGUUUAACAGGGAUGGGUGUUAACACAGGAAGCCUGGCAAGGCAGUGCAGGACUUGCAGCUGGCUUGGAGGAGGCACGCCAGCUUGUGGGUGGAAAUAGUGAGCAAGAAACUGAGCAUUGCUAAGGUUGGAUUGAGAGAUGUUCUAGGACAGGGCUGGGCCCAAUCAUUUCUAGAUAUGAGGGGACUUUAUCCUGUGGAGGCUAAAAGACUGCUUAUUCUCCCUCCUUUGAGAGUAGGAGUCUACCCUGUUUGGCCAAGAGAUACUUACUGUUUUGGCCUAAACCAUUCACAGCAGUAACCAAGUAAAUGUUUUCGAGGUAAAGAUACUGGGCUCCUAAUUCACGUUUGAUCUCUGCUGGAAUAAGUGAGCAGGACUAAUUUGCUGUGCAGUAGUCAUCUGCUGUGAUGGACAGAGGGGAAAGAGGUGCACUUGCUGCAGUGUUUGCUUUAGGAGCUGAGGCUUCCUGGGCAUGCUGUGUGGAGGGGGAAGGAUGAAAGAGCCCAAUGUUCAGCAUCCAGUGCUUCAUCCAUGCAGACACCCUGCUCCCCAGCUUCAGCACGUGGAGAGACCAGUGCAGCUGAUUCUGGCCAUGCUUGCAUCUCCCUAGAGGAAAGGCAAACCCAGCUAAAUUCUCCAGGGAGAAAUGAACUCCAGACCAAGAACGUGGGAUGGGAUGUGCUUGUGUGUUGGGGCACAAGGCCUGGGCCCUGCAUGCAGCUGCAGAUCCCUUGGCAGGGAGGCUCUGGGGGGGCAGGUGCCAUUCCCAGACCAAUAGCCAGGAGCAGUGCUGGGAACUUAGCUGUGCUCCAGUGGGAAAGCAGAGAUUGCUGCAAGUAUCUUGGCUGAACAAGAGCCAGCAAUGUGCCCAGCUGGUCAAGAAGGCCAGUGGCGUCCUGGCUUGUAUCAGAAAUAGUGUUGUCAGCAGG